AGAGGAGCGAGCUCUCGGGGGGAAGGGCAGGGGGCGGGCCUGGGCCGUGGUCUCGAGGCGACUGCGCGGACGGGAUCCCGACUGGAACAUGGCGACUUGCGCCGAAAUCCUGCGGAGCGAGUUCCCUGAAAUUGAUGGACAGGUCUUCGACUACGUGACGGGCGUCUUGCACAGCGGCAGCGCGGACUUCGAGUCUGUGGACGACCUGGUGGAAGCCGUGGGGGAGCUACUGCAAGAGGUGUCCGGGGACAGCAAGGAUGACGCGGGCAUCAGGGCGGUGUGCCAGCGCAUGUACAACACUUUGCGCCUGGCUGAGCCACAGAGCCAGGGAAACAGCCAGGUGCUACUGGACGCCCCCAUACAGUUGUCAAAGAUAACGGAGAACUACGACUGUGGCACUACACUUCCUGGACUGCUCAAGAGGGAACAGUCGUCGACCGUGAACGCAAAGAAGCUAGAGAAGGCUGAGGCUCGCCUGAAGGCAAAGCAAGAGAAGCGCUCCGAGAGGGACACGCUCAAGGCCAGCAGCCCGCUGGUCUUGGAGGAGGCGUCAGCCAGCCAGGCAGGCAGCAGGAAGGAGAGCCGGCUGGAGUCAUCCGGCAAGAACAAAUCCUACGACGUGCGCAUCGAGAACUUCGAUGUGUCCUUUGGUGACAGGGUACUGCUGGCUGGAGCGGAUGUGAACCUGGCGUGGGGCCGCCGCUACGGGCUGGUGGGACGGAAUGGGCUGGGGAAGACGACCUUGCUGAAGAUGCUGGCCACCCGGAGCCUGCGGGUCCCAGCCCACAUUUCCCUGCUGCACGUAGAGCAGGAGGUCGCCGGAGACGACACCCCUGCCCUGCAGAGCGUGCUGGAGAGCGACAGCGUGCGAGAGGACUUGCUGCGGCGGGAGCGAGAGCUCAGCGCCCAGAUUGCUGCUGGCAGGGCAGAGGGCUCAGAAGCUACACAGCUGGCAGAAAUUUAUGCCAAAUUGGAGGAAAUCGAGGCUGACAAGGCACCUGCCAGGGCAUCAGUCAUUCUUGCUGGGCUUGGCUUUACCCCUAAAAUGCAGCAGCAGCCUACCCGGGAAUUCUCGGGUGGCUGGAGGAUGAGGCUAGCCCUGGCCCGGGCCCUGUUUGCUAGACCAGAUCUUUUGCUGUUAGAUGAACCCACAAACAUGCUGGACGUGAGAGCCAUCCUGUGGCUGGAGAAUUACCUGCAGACGUGGCCCUCCACAAUCCUAGUCGUCUCCCACGACCGCAACUUCCUGAACGCCAUCGCCACAGACAUCAUCCACCUGCAUAGCCAGCGGCUGGAUGGUUACCGGGGCGACUUCGAGACCUUCAUCAAGAGCAAGCAGGAGCGGCUGCUCAACCAGCAGCGCGAAUACGAGGCACAGCAGCAGUAUCGCCAGCACAUCCAGGUUUUCAUUGACCGGUUUCGCUACAACGCCAACAGGGCCUCUCAGGUGCAGAGUAAGCUCAAGAUGCUGGAGAAGCUACCAGAGCUGAAGCCCGUGGACAAGGAGUCGGAAGUUGUGAUGAAGUUCCCUGAUGGGUUCGAGAAGUUUUCGCCGCCGAUUCUGCAGCUCGAUGAGGUGGAUUUCUACUACGACCCCAAGCAUGUCAUCUUCAGUCGGCUCUCCGUCUCUGCGGACCUGGAGUCGCGCAUCUGUGUGGUGGGAGAGAACGGAGCUGGGAAGUCUACCAUGCUGAAGCUGCUCAUGGGGGACCUGGCGCCUGUCCGCGGCAUCAGGCAUGCUCACAGGAAUCUGAAGAUCGGCUAUUUCAGCCAGCACCACGUGGAGCAGCUGGACUUGAACGUCAGUGCCGUGGAACUGCUGGCACGCAAGUUUCCUGGGCGGCCAGAGGAGGAGUACCGGCACCAGCUGGGCCGCUAUGGCAUCUCUGGAGAGCUGGCCAUGCGCCCAGUUGCCAGCUUGUCUGGGGGCCAGAAGAGCCGGGUGGCUUUCGCUCAGAUGACCAUGCCCUGUCCUAACUUCUACAUCCUGGAUGAGCCCACAAACCACCUGGAUAUGGAGACGAUUGAGGCCCUGGGCCGCGCGCUCAACAGCUUCAGGGGUGGUGUGAUCCUGGUGUCCCACGAUGAGCGCUUCAUCCGACUCGUGUGCCGGGAGCUGUGGGUGUGCGAAGGAGGCGGCGUCACCCGGGUUGAGGGGGGGUUCGACCAGUACCGUGCCCUCCUCCAGGAGCAGUUCCGCCGUGAGGGCUUCCUCUAGGGCCACCAGGCUGAGGGCUGUGCCCAGGACGUGGACUGCUCUCUCAGACUCCUGGGCCACCGUGUAGGCACUCCAGGCCACGAACUUCCCCCAACCUGGGGACAGCCUUAUUCCCAAACCUCUCCUCACCGGGAGCGUCCUCUGCACAGCCUGGGGAGCUCCAUCCGAGGGUCUGCAAGGACUGGCCCUGGGGAAGGGGUCUGGGGGCGUUCUCUGGAGGUUAGACCCCCCCCAGCUCUGACUGCCCCCCCCACGUGGCUGCUAUGUAAAUUAAACCUCCGUAUGCGUCCCCGCCUCCUCUCUGCUGCUCCCUGAGUGGGGCUGCAGUGCCUGCCUCCUGCUGAGGGCUGUGGGCUCUCUGAGUGCCGUCUCCCAUGACUCGUGUCAGUCACACGGACAGCAGCGCUGGCCUUGCCCCUGGGAGGAGACAUCGAGGCCGCGGGCAGCCCGUGGGCCGAGGUCCUGCCCCGCCUGCAGUGCCGUCUCCCAGCCACGCUCAGCCUCAGCAUCGGGGUCUUGGGCUGCGCGAAGGUUGAACCGAUUCUGGAAGCCAGCCUGAAACAUCUGCCAACUGCUCUCCGCUUGCCCUGCCUCUGGUAUAGACCCUCCGGGCCGAAGAGAAACCUUCACCCCACUUUA
This is a messenger RNA of Tupaia belangeri chinensis (Chinese tree shrew), 2857 nucleotides long. It is a transcript of the gene ABCF3, whose product is annotated as ATP binding cassette subfamily F member 3. The record is from RefSeq and is a predicted model, not a curated record. The transcript is spliced from 21 exons. NCBI's taxonomy places the organism in Eukaryota, Metazoa, Chordata, Mammalia, Scandentia, Tupaiidae. The coding region runs from base 89 to 2218 and encodes 709 amino acids. Gene Ontology annotation, molecular function: ATP binding; ATP hydrolysis activity.